Molecule: messenger RNA, 1127 nt
Organism: Phoenix dactylifera (date palm)
Lineage: Eukaryota; Viridiplantae; Streptophyta; Magnoliopsida; Arecales; Arecaceae
Biological process (GO): defense response to other organism
Source: RefSeq, a predicted model, not a curated record
CAACGCACGCAUCGUGGAAAGCAAUCGAACCGGGGCACGAGUAUUCUUCCGAGCGGGGAGUAGGUGGGAGCAGUGGUGGUCGGCAAAAGACAGAAAAAGGAUCCAGAUCCCAUAUCCUGUAUCCAUGGCGAAACCGGGAGCCCAAUCGGAUCCACUCCUUCCUCCGCGGCCAUCCUACGCCGCCCCGCCGUCUCCCUACCACUCCGAGCCCCCGGCCUAUGUUCUCCUCCCGGCGUUCCCCGGCCGCCGCCUCCGCCUCCGCCGUCCCUGCCGCUGCUGCGACUCCCUUGUCUCCUCCUCCAUCCUCCUGACGCUCGUCUUCGCCGCCGCUCUCCUCGCUUCCGCCCUUUUCUUCCUUUGGCCUUCCGACCCCGACGUCCGCGUCGUCCGCCUCCGCCUCGACCGUGUCCACGUGUCCACCUCUCCGGCCGUCUCCCUCGCCGUCUCCAUGGGCCUUGAGGUCCGGGUACAGAACAAGGACUUCUUCUCCCUCGACUACGAUUCCAUCGUCGUCUCCAUCGGGUACCGGGGGAGGCGGCUUGGCUCUGUGACGUCGAAGGGCGGACAUGUGAGGGCGCGGGGGGUCUCUUACGUCGACGCCGAGCUCCAUAUCGACGGGAUCGAGGUGAUCAACGAUGCCUUAUACUUGAUCGAGGAUUUUGUGAGAGGCUCCAUCCCAUUCGAUACCAUUACCAAAGUCGGGGGGAAGCUGCAUUUCUUCUUCUUUGAUAUCCCAAUUCAGGGAAGGAUUUCUUGUUCAGUGCAUGUUAGUGCACAAAACGAGACAGUCGUUCGACAAGAUUGCUAUCCAGAGCCGAGUUGAUUCCGUGCCAUUGAGAUCAUCUGGUAGUGGUUGCUCCUUUCACCUUGUGUUAAAAUUCUGAUAUGUAAUAUGUUGGUGUCUUCUUCCCUAGUGUAUUGCGAUGUUGGCCAAAGAUCUUGGGGAGAUUUUAUUGGCUUGUUUGGUGGGAAGCUUUUCUAACUCCCAGUUAUAAUCUAUAAUAUUAUUUGUAUGUGUAUUGCCUCUGUAACUUAUCGAGGAGGCCAUAAGCAAAAUCAUUGUAAAUAAGUAAACAGAACAGAAACUUUAUAAAUAACAUUAUAUUAGAAGAUUAGCUCUGUAUCAA